This is a messenger RNA of Paramecium tetraurelia, 429 nucleotides long. RefSeq lists its product as uncharacterized. The transcript has a single exon. NCBI's taxonomy places the organism in Eukaryota, Ciliophora, Oligohymenophorea, Peniculida, Parameciidae. The record is from RefSeq and is a predicted model, not a curated record.
AUGAUUGCAUUAGAGCAUUGUUAAUAGCUAUUAGAGCUAUAUAUACUUGAAUUUAGUCAUCCUGAUGAAAUUUAUGUUCAUGGCGAUGAACCAAUAUAUUAGAAUUUAAACUAAAGUAAACUCCAGUUUUUGAUAGACAUACCACUCAACAUGUUUAAUCGGUGUUAUGGAAAAAGAUAAUCAAUAACACUACUUCAGAAUACCUUUUAAUAAGAAUUUCAAAUCAAAAAUGAUUAUGGUUUGUUUGAGACAUAUGAACCUAAGCCUUAUCUGAUUGUUGUCGAUAGAGACAAAUCGGAUGAUAAAUAUAGAUUAGAAGCCAUGAUGAAGAAAAGGAUAAACGAAAUGCUAAAAAUAGAGAUCACAACUUACCAUAUGAUGAAUACAUUCAUCCUGCAAAACAAAUUUAAGUUAAAUUGUUGUUAUUGA